Molecule: messenger RNA, 993 nt
Organism: Colletotrichum orchidophilum
Lineage: Eukaryota; Fungi; Ascomycota; Sordariomycetes; Glomerellales; Glomerellaceae
Exons: 2
Coding region: 1-993 (330 amino acids)
Source: RefSeq, a predicted model, not a curated record
AUGACAAUGGCAUCCAGAGUAGGCCCCCGGAGCGCCUCGGAUGCAACGCGCUUCACCUCUACCACCCCGCACGCCGCAUCCAAGAGCUCUCCCACACCCUCCACGACAGCAGCAGCAACACCGACUACGACGGCGACGACAACAGCGACAGCAGGAACGACAAAUACAUCACAGCAGCUGCCUCCUAAGAUCCCCGGACGGCAACCGGGUGAGAGCCCCGAAGACCGCGUCCGCCGCCUCCGCGCGGCCCACGAGGCGGCGCGCAAGGCCCAGACCUCGAGCGUCGACCGCGUCAUUGGCGGCAGUCGUCGCUUCUUUGAUGUCGCGCACAAAUUUACCGUCCUCGGACUGGUCGGGUUCACGGCAAUCGCAGGCCUCGUCUCCGCCUACUCCGUCUACGACAUGGUAACCUACAACAAGCAGCGCCGCACCGACUUUGUCGAGGCCCAGCGCAAAAUGGAAGACGACUCCCUCGCCAGCGCCCGCCUCGCCUUCAUCAAUGGCACCGCCACCGACGCCCAGGUCACCCUCGUCGAGGAGGCAGACGCCCUCGCCCGCGAGACCGGCGUCAAGCUCCCGCCCCUCCUGUCCGCGCCCACCGUCACCACGCAGGCCGAAAAGUUCUUCGGUACGGGCCAGCAAAAGACCUUGGCCUCGCCAGGCGCCGCCACCACCCCGGCCUUCCCUACAACCUCUGAAGCGUCCGCCGCACCCGCCCCGCAACAAAAGAGCAGCAGUUGGUGGCCCUUUGGCGGCAGCAGCAGCAAAUCCGACGCCGCCGAGACCAGCUGGAGCGAGGAAGACGAGUCCUCGGGCGUUCGCGCCACGGAUCUCGCCCGCGCCGUCGAGGAAAGGAAAGAAUUCCUCCAGGACAAGGCCAAGGCGGCGUUUGAGCGCGAGAGGGAGAACCAGCGUCGGGGCGGACCCCUGGACCAAGUUGGCCUCCCCCCGCAGGAGGAGAAGAAGGUGGCUGAGAAGAAGGGCUGGUGGUAA